Molecule: messenger RNA, 1902 nt
Organism: Leptopilina heterotoma
Lineage: Eukaryota; Metazoa; Arthropoda; Insecta; Hymenoptera; Figitidae
Product: kinectin
Exons: 9
Coding region: 189-1790 (533 amino acids)
Cellular component (GO): plasma membrane
Source: RefSeq, a predicted model, not a curated record
UCAACUAAUGGUACAGAGUACUUCAGUUCAUCUCGUAUAUCAGACUCGAAAGCAGGAACGCUCUCUCUGUGUGUAGUUCGUUCUCUCCCCUUUGCUUUAUUUCAAAACAAAGAAAACAUUCUCACACAGGACAAAAAAAGAAAGGAGGUUGCGCCUGUCUUAUCGGGAAUUAAUAGUUCAUUGUCGCCAUGAGGUUCCAAAUAGCGACAUUUGUGCUAUUAAUUUUUAUUUUUGGACUCUCGUGUGCCAGGGAAAUAACCCAUGAAGAUAUAAAAAGUGCAAUGCUGAGUCUCGUGCACGUGAUGCGAGACGACACGGGAAAAUUGGAGAGGCACGAGGCACGCGAACGACAAUUGGGCGAGGAAUUAAAAAAAUCCUUGUCGCUCUUGACGAAAAAAAUGACAGUUGUUGAGGGCUUUCAUCCUCAUUUAGUGAAAUUGAACGAAAGAGUUGGGGGCAUCGAAAAACUUAUUGCCCAGAGAGACGAAAGAGAGAGGAUACAAAUGCAGAAAACUGCCGACACCCUCGAGGAUUUGGAAAGACGUCUAAAUAAUUGGAUGUCAUCGAUUGAGAGUAAAAUCACUCAAGUCAAUAAUGACUCGUCUGAGUCAAGUUCCGACAGAAAUUCCCAAAUACUGUCGAAACUCGACGAAUCCCAAACAAUGAUGGCCAAACAUUUCGAUAAAUUCGAAACAAACAUGAAGGACAUGAAUCACAAAAUAAAGAACGAGGCUAAUCAGCUGAAGGAGAAGAUCCAAACUGUCGCAUCGGAGGUCAAAAAUGCCGGUUCGACAAUAGAGAACGUCGACAAUUCGGUCGGAAAACUGAAGGAAAUCGUGAAAAGUGUCGAAAGUGGACCACAAAAAACGUCGGACAUUGGAAAUACACUGAACGAACAAAGUCGAGCACUAGUGAGACUAAAGGAACUAUUGCAAGACACUUCGGAGAGAUUGCAAGAAUUACCGAGAAUUUCAGAGUUACAAUCUCUGCAUAAUGAAACGCAAAUGGCGCUGCAGGAGACAAAGCAUGUCCUCAGGGAUUACGUGACGCGAGGAAACGAUGGACUCGAGAGUAAAAUUGUCGAGAGUAAAGAAGAUAUUAAAUAUGCAAUCAGCAAUCUCAGAAUGGACAUGGGAGCGAAUGCGGAUCGAAUAAAACAAGAAUUGCAGGAUUUAGAAAAAGGACAAUCGGUGAUGGUCUCAAUGGCCGAUCACGUUCUUGAUACAAAAAAACGUGUCGAAUAUGGUGUACAUCAAAUUUUACUGGAAGUUGGCGAUUUAUUGAAAUCCCAAGGGGCAAAUAUUAAUAAUACUCUCAACAGUCGAUUUGAUGGAAUCUCAAGUGACAUAAUUGAUAAUCAAAAUGAUGCCCUAACAAAUUUGACCACGAAAAUGGAACAACAAAUGAAUCAAGUUUGGAGACAAAUUAAUGUCAUGUAUCAACAAAUGAUGGAGAGUGCAAAAUCUUUGGAUAAAUUACACGAACAAAAUGAAGUUUACGUCAAUGGCACUACAUCCACAAUGGGCGGAAUGAAAAAUAAGGUGGGAGAAAUAACGAAGAGAAUGUCCGAGGUGGACGAAAAUUUGAAUUACCUUUUGGGACGAUUAUCUCUCGUCACACAAGAAUUUAAUCAAAUAAAAAGUGGUCUCGGCGCAGCUCUCGACAAUAUUAAAGCUUCCUUCAAAGAGGUACAAGAAAAAGCCAAUGAUUUAACUCCUGGUCCUCAUCAAAUUCCCGAAAAUUAUAAAGAACUCGAUGAGUCGAAAACAGAACCCGAAAUAGUCAAAUAAAAAAAUUUUUUCUUUUUGUAAAAAAAAGAAAGAAAUUUUUCCCCAUAAAUUCAUUUUUUCUAUAAAUUCACUUUUUUCAAUAAAUAAAACUCUUUUUUCUAUUAAAUUUAUU